AUGAAGUCUCUACAGGAGGAACCAGUGGAGGGUUUCAAGAUCACUUUAGUGGAUGAAGCUGAUCUCUACAACUGGGAAGUGGCGAUUUUUGGACCCCCAAACACUCACUAUGAAGGGGGCUAUUUCAAGUCUCGCAUCAAGUUCCCGAUCGAUUACCCCUAUUCCCCACCCACGUUCAGAUUCCUCACCAAGAUGUGGCACCCCAACAUCUAUGAGAACGGGGACGUGUGCAUCUCCAUUCUGCAUCCUCCAGUAGAUGAUCCACAGAGCGGAGAGCUUCCCUCAGAGAGGUGGAACCCCACACAGAACGUCAGAACUAUACUGUUGAGUGUCAUCUCUCUACUGAACGAACCCAACACGUUUUCUCCAGCCAACGUGGACGCCUCCGUCAUGUACCGCAAAUGGAGAGACAGUAAAGGAAAAGACCGGGAAUAUGCAGAAAUCAUUAGAAAACAGGUUCUGGCCACUAAAGCCGAGGCAGAGCGGGACGGAGUGAAAGUUCCCACCACCCUGGCGGAGUAUUGCGUCCGCACGCGCGCCCCUGUACUGGACGAGGGAUCCGACCUGUUAUACGACGAUUACUAUGAUGAUGAGGACUUGGAGGACGAGGAUGGCGAGGACUGUUGCUAUGACGAGGACGACUCCGGAAAUGAGGAGUCAUGACGACAUUCCCAUCUUCAUUCUCGUCUUCAUCAGCAUCACCCCGAAAGUGGAAACGUUAAGGCAUGCGCCCUGCAUUUACACUCACUCAGAUGGCCAUUUUUGUUUCCUUAAUGGACUGAAAUGAGAGAUUACUCUUUUUUUUUUUUGUUUUAGCAUUUAUGUUGAUUUCCCUCUGUGUCAUAAUUGUGCAGGCCUUCAGGCUUUUCUCAAAUCUGCUGUUUUAUCAUUUCUUUGCUUUGUGCUUUCAGAUAGCUCUGUGACAGUUACUUCAAAAAGGACAAAAAAACCCGAGUGUGACUGAAUUAGGGAGUGAUUCUUUGAAUGAGGCUUUGUGCUGAAUAAUGCUGAUUAUGUCACUGAUCUUUUGAUUUUUUUUAGAGAUGAUCACUUUGAUCACCCAUGCUCACUUUUUUGGCCUUCAAGCACAUCUGAGCAGCUCAGCAAUAAAACAUGAGUUUGGGGGCAAGCUUUAAGUUUUUGGUUUUUAUUCCUCCUUCAUUUGAAUAAUAAUUACGUUAAAGGGAUAGUUCACCCAAAAAAUGACAAUUCUGUCAUUUACUCACUCUCAUGUUGUUCCAAACCCGUAUGACUGACUUUCUUCUUUGAAGCAUAAGUUGUUUUGAGAAAUGGAAGUCAGUUGUCACCAAAACUGUUCGGUUACCAACUUUCUUCAUAACUAAACAAAUGAGGUUGAGUAAAUGACAGAAUUUUCAUUUUUGGGUGAACUAUCUCUUUAAGAAACCCUAAGCAAAAAAAAAUUUGAAGGAUGAUAAGUUGAUAUUAAAAUCACUUUGCAAUGUAAAAAUGUAAACAUUGCAAAAAAAAAAAAUGCUGAGGCCUACAUUCUACAUUCUUAGUGUAAUUUUAAAUGAUUGAAAUUAUGUAUUACUUUGUUCCGAGAUAUAGGAGCUUUCCAGAAAAUCAAUCAGGCUUAAUCAGGUAGGUUGGCGAGUGGAUAGGCGAGGUCUUUUCUGUUAAGCUGAGUUUAUUUUAAUAUUUUUUAAGCAAUGCUGAUAUUCCUGUGUUGUCCUAAGUGAAUCUUAUUUAAUCUGUUGUGGGUUUUUUUCCAUCACUGAAGCAUUUGUUGUUUUAUUUGGGAUGUAGGGUGACUUCUGGACUAUUGAACGAUUUUUUUUUUGCGCCGUUUCUUUUGCAUUAUGGCUCCAUGAAUUGACAGCACGCCCUACGUUGUGAUGUCAUGAUCGAAACUUUCAUUUUCCGCAGCCUGGAGGCUGGUGAGCGCUGGUGUCCGUCUCUGAUUUGAAUUUGAUCUCAUACCGACUGACUCUCAGGAUCAGCCAAUCUGGAAAAAGAAAAAACCUACCAACAACAAAAAGUACUUUUUUUCACACCUGCAAGCUAUCCAUCUUUUCCAUAUUGUUUUGAGGACAAUUUACAACCGUAUCAGGCUGAGAUGCACAUAAGGAGCUGAUUUGUCUUUUUAUUGACCUGUAUGUAUUUUUACGGUUUGUUGGCCUAUUUAAAACUGAAUAAAGAUCUUUAUUAGA
Molecule: messenger RNA, 2171 nt
Organism: Sinocyclocheilus anshuiensis
Lineage: Eukaryota; Metazoa; Chordata; Actinopteri; Cypriniformes; Cyprinidae
Product: ubiquitin-conjugating enzyme E2 R2-like
Exons: 5
Coding region: 1-663 (220 amino acids)
Source: RefSeq, a predicted model, not a curated record